AUGGCGUUGGAGCUUGUACCCAUUGGAACCAUCCUGGCUGUGGUAACAAACCAGGUCCUCAAAACAGCUCAGGCUGCAAACGAUGUUCUAAUAGAGAAAGAGAGUUUCAAGGUCCUAUCCAAUCACCUCUUUGAUAUAGAACCUGUGUUAAAGGAACUUCAGCUUCAAAAAUUAAAUGAUUCCCCAGCUGCAAGGUUAGCUCUUGAGAACCUUGAAGCUGAUGUGAAAAAGGCAAACAGCUUGGUUGAGAAGUACAAAAAUCGAGCCCGUUUCUAUUUACUGCUCAAGUGUCGCCACAUAGUCAAUGAAGUUCAAGAAGUCACAAGGGACAUUGGAAGGUCUUUGGCUGCAUUAUCCCUUGCUAAUACUGAGGUCCUCUCGGGGAUUUCAGACCAGGUGAAUAGGCUGCAGGCUGAAAUGCAGAGAGUAGAAUUCGAGACUUCACAUUCUCAGCUCCAGAUAAUUGACAGGUUAAAUCAGGGUCUUAGGGAACAGAAACUUGAUCAAGGUUUUGCAAAUGAUAUGCUUGAAGAAAUAGCAAGGGCAGUUGGGAUACCUGUUGAACCCUCAGAGAUAAGUAAGGAGCUAGCAAGCUUCAAAAGGGAAAAGAAAGAAGCAGCCAACCGCAAAGAAAGAGCUGAAGUUUUCUUCUUGGAGCAGGUUAUUGAGCUGCUUUCUCAGGCUGAUGCUGCAAGAGAUUAUGAAGAAGUCAAGAGGCAGUAUUUUCAGAGGCUUCACGUUGUAGAGCGCUAUGAUGACAAGGAAGAAUUUAUUGCUCCAUUGAACUCCUUCAAAUGCCGUAUAAAUGGGACUGUGAUGGUUGAUCCUGUAAGCCUUUGCACGGGCACUACAUGUGAGAGAACUGCUAUUGAAGCUUGGUUUGAACAUGGAGAGAGAACUGACCCUGAAACAGGUGAGGAUCUUGAAGAUACUAGUUUGAGGACUAAUCUUCCUCUGAGACAAUCCAUAGAGGAGUGGAGAGAAUUGAAUUAUUGUCUUAAGAUAAGAUCUUGCAAGGCCAAGUUGUUGUCAGGUGUUGACUCGCUAAUGGAGGAUGCCCUGAGCCAAAUGCAGGAUCUUAUGAGAGAAAAUUCUAUAAACAAAGAUUGGAUCUCCGUAGGAGGGCUUGCUGAUAUAAUAAUUUCUAUCCUCGGAAGCUCACAGAACAAAGAGGUGAAGAGGAAGAUUCUAAUUACCUUAAAGGAUCUUGUGAAAGGGCAUGCAAGAAAUAAGAUUUGA
Carica papaya (papaya) is the source of this 1239-nucleotide messenger RNA. Lineage: Eukaryota; Viridiplantae; Streptophyta; Magnoliopsida; Brassicales; Caricaceae. The record is from RefSeq and is a predicted model, not a curated record.